This is a messenger RNA of Zonotrichia albicollis (white-throated sparrow), 6771 nucleotides long. RefSeq names its product shieldin complex subunit 2 (gene SHLD2). Gene Ontology annotation, biological process: regulation of double-strand break repair via homologous recombination. NCBI's taxonomy places the organism in Eukaryota, Metazoa, Chordata, Aves, Passeriformes, Passerellidae. The record is from RefSeq and is a predicted model, not a curated record. Gene Ontology annotation, cellular component: site of double-strand break; nucleus.
UACCAGCAGUUAAUCUGAUGGAGAUCUGGCUGUUCUGAUGUUUCUUUGACCAGUUACCUUGCUUUCAUCUUAGGUCCUGUAUUGCUUUAUCCACCUCUGUUUGUCAGUCCCAACAUAGAUUUUCAUUGGUAAUGAUACCUGUGGAAAAUUUUCUGCAAACUAAAUAGUUUUUGUAAAAAAAGCCACAAUGAUGCCGUUCUAAUAUUUUAAUAUGCUGAAAUAUAUGGAACAAUAUCUUUCUUGACAGAAGGUAUAGCAGUUUAGUUGUUUAAAUAGUUCUCAGAAAUAAGGGUUUGGGGAAUGAGUGUUCUUCAACUAAACGUGCAUGGCACGUUUGUGUAUCUUUGACCUUUUACCUUUAUCUUCCUUUUCUGCUCAUAAGGUCAGUGUUCUCUAGAACUUUUGACUAUUUUUGUUUGUAGCAGCCACUGGAUGCUCAUAUCUCCUUAAUUAUAUGUUUUUGUGUAUUGCAAAACAAAAAUCAAUAAAUAAAUUUACUUAAGGGGCCAUCUUGAAAAGCACAAAGGCUGUGAGGCAGGAAUUAUCAAGUUAAUCACAAAAGCCUACCACCUUUACUCCAAUUUUCAAACACAAUGAAGAUGAUAUCUCAGUGGCUGAAUUGGAAAUCUAUAAUUAGUGUUCAGAUUUUUGCAUCAUUUGGUUCCAAAAAAUAAUAAUGGGAAAAUAAAAUGGCUGAUGCAACUGCUCAGUAGAUGCCUUUUUUAUAUGAUCCAAGAUUGUAUUUACAGAAGGAAUGUCUUCAUUUCAUAUCCAGGGAAAUAUUUUCCUUCUAGAGCACAGCUUUAGAAACCACAGGCUGAUUCUGCUGGCAAGUAGGUACACAUUAAAUAUUAGCAAUAGCAAUGCCAUUUGAUUGCUUGCCUUCUUUUUGUAUAAUAAUAGUUAUGAAGAACAACUUGCCUUUUCUUCCUCAGUAUUUCAAUUUAACAUUUUUUACAGUGUUAGGCUAUGGAACUGCUUAGAACCUUGAUUUCUGGUUUAAAUUAUUUUUCUGCUGCUGCAGGAGUAUUUAGGAAGGUUUCUAUUGUGUUACCUAUACCAUAUGUGUUCUCUUCUAAAAAUCAUCUUGUUACUUAAAGUGCUCCAAAUAAGGAAAAGAAAAAAGGAUACCUGGUGUUUUAUGGCUAGGUAUUGCUGAAUACAGGUUUUGUGUACCUGUAAACCAGCUGUACCUGUCUUGAGUCCAAAUGGUAUUGUGGUCCUCUGGCAAUAGCCAGUGAGGAGAACUAAAUACUGAAUGCUGCUAUGUAACUUCAAUAGUAGGUACUAAUGGAAGUUAUUUUCUGGUUAAUAAUAACCUAAGUACCUCAUUUAGAAGUAACUUUAUACUAAUUACAGAUACUGCUGUAUGCAAAUGAAGGCUUGUGAUUUUCAGUAAUUUUGGUAUCAGCUAGCAGGGUUCUUGCCAUACCACCAGGUGUGGUUGAAGCAGCCCCUGUGCAAUAUUCCAUGUGCUAACAGUGUUACUGUGUGAGCCAAAUGAUCAUCCUGCCUAACCUGCAUUUGGUUAGGCAGGGCAGUUAUGGACAGGACUACGGUCUUUGCCUGAAACCUUGGAUGAAAAUUCAGAUAAAAGGUGCUUGUAACAAUCACCAAACAACAGAUGACAGAAAUAAGACCUGUUCUGUUGAUUUCCCCAGUUGAGCAUGUGGAUGUUUGUGUUCUCCCACAUCUGUGUUCCCUUGAAUUCUUGUGAGGUGCCACCAGCCUGGGCUGCUGCAAUCCAUGUAAUCCUUGAGCUGCCAUUCACUGACACAGAGCAUCUUCUUUGGAACCCACAUGAUGCAUCCCUUGCUCUGAGGCAGAGUGAGUUUGCUUCAGCUGCAAGGUGCUUAGCUUGAGUUCUGCUGUCAGUUUUUAUUUGCCAUUGUGUUCCUCUCAUUCUGUAUUUGGACCAAGCUUAUUGAUUUAGUAGAUAGGUGCUGUUGCUGGUGUAUUGAUUCACUUGCAGUGCCAGCAGGAGUUGUUGGCAGAAGGAUCUCCCUUUUUCUUGCACAAGUUGCAAGCAAACAUGUAAUGCAUUCCUCACCAUUCCAGAGUUGUUUCGGUUUCUCAGUGUAUGAAACUGUUACUACACUGCUUGCUAUGUCUUCUUUCAAAGUUGCUGUACAGCUGCAGUCCCUGGCUUUUUAAAAAGAUCACAUUGAGUUUUGGAGGGAGAUUUGAGCAGCAUGGUGAAAGUGCCAGAAGAGUUUCCUGUGAUGUGAACAGAAUUCUGCACCAAGAAGUUUUUCUGGUUUCCCUUUGGUUGGCAACUGUCCUAGUAGCUUUUCUACGCCACAAUCACAUGGAUUAAGUUGUUGAAAAAACAACCCUGCAGCUUGAAUUGAACUGAAAAGGAACACUCUGAAGAUGGCUAUGAAUAAUUCAGUUUCCUCUGUUGUAAGACUCAGAAUGAUUUUAGGUACUGAUGAUUCCUGGUGCAGGAAGGAGUUUGACAUCUUUGACUCAAAAAGUCCCUUGGAAAUUGCCAGAACAGGUCAUUAGUAGUGGACCUAUUACACGAAUCAGAGUUGGGAGAGGUCAUUUACCAUUCCUAAGCUGGAUUGGCUCUUGAAUUUUUUCUGGUGUUCUCUACAUCUGCAGAAUUGCCUAUUGAAGCAACUUCUGUUAGCAACAGCACACCCAAACCAAGGAGCUGUUAUCAGCAUUGUAGGGAACAGUCAUAGCUGUUUCUGCAUAUAUUAAAAUUAUAAUUAUACAGCAGAUAUUUUAAAAAAUCAAAGGUCUUCUUUUUGCGUGCUGUGUAAGUGGGCUUAUUUUUAAUUAGCUAGAAAAGGUAGUAAUUACUUGAGUAGUUUGGUACUACAUAAAUGAAUUAAAGCAAAUCCUAAAUCACCUGCUCAAACUUUACUGACCUCUUAGUGGUUAUUAAAUAAUUUUUAUUUAUCAGUAAUAGCCUGAAACAGUAGUUUCAUGCCAAAACAGCAUGUAAAAUAUGGCAUUUCUAGCAAACUUUAAUUUUAAAUAUCUCUAGUGUUUUAAUAAUUUAGUUGAAACUGUAAUUUUCUGGGAGAUGAAAUGAUCUCCUAACCGUGCUGUGAAGAUUUCUUACAUUUAUUUCAGAAGGGUUAAAAUCAAGUACUGAAUAGUCAAGUCACAUUUGACUGUUUGAUUAGCAAUAGUAAAUGAAGACAAAUAGGUCAAUAAUUAAAUUUAACUUCACUAUAAUGUGUUUCCAUGUAUCAGAAUCAGAAACUAGGUGUUGCUGUAAAUUUAUUUUUCUGUGCAAAUUUGACAGAAAUAGGUGCUGAAUAUUUCUAAAAUAAAUUCCCUUUUUUAGAUUUUGUAUAUCUGUUUUUAUAGGCUCUAAGUAGUUAAGUAGUGUUUUUACCAGUUAAACUAUGAAAUAUUCCCAUGAAUUUUAGGUGUUUUUAAAAUUGCAAAGAAAAAGUAAAUUUUUUUUUUUUUUUGCAUCUGCUGAUAUUUAUUAUUGUGCUUAUUGUAUAAACCACAUUAUUUAAAGUCAAACUUACACAGCAGUGAAAAAUGUCCCAAAGAGCUGAGAUUCAUGUUUUUGUGGGGGCGCCCAGCAUCCCGGGGCUGGAGCCGAGCUGGGCCGCUGCUGGUAAGCGCUGGAGGGAGCUGCGCUGGUUGUGCCGCAGCCCUGGCUCUGUUCCUGCGGGGCCCCGCGCUGCCGCUGCCCCCUCCGUGCCCCAGGCAGGGAGCUCCGCACCCACGGGGGUCCCCGCCAGCGGGGCCCGAGCUCAGCAGGGCACGGCCAGGGCUAAAGAAGGAAAAGAUUUGCCAGCUCCUGCCCCUGUGGCGCUAAACUGCGCGCCUAAAAAGAGCCCAGGUUUAACUUGCUCUGAUUGUGAGGAACCCAAAGACAGAAUUGCAGAUGUAAAUCAGGCUGCAGAUCAGCACCUGCCCCAGGGCUGUGCAGAGUCAGCUGGACAAGAGAAGCCAUCAGGUGCCUGCUGCCCAGAGCUCACUGAGAUAAAAGCCUGUCCUCCAGAAGAUGACAGCACCAACAUUUCUGCUUUGGUUGCCAGCACUGAGCAGGUCAGCAUCCACCUGCAGUCUGUGGGACUUGAGGCAGCUCACAGAAGUGAGCAUCAUGAACAUCUGAGUCAGGGUAUGGAUGUGCUUUUCCAAAAAGGUCAGGAGUCCAAGCCAAAAGAGCCAAAUGACUGUGCAGGCUUUGCAGUGUCAGCAGACACUGAGUUUCGUAGUGUCGUGACUUUGAGUCGGGUGGCUGUUUCUGCACAGGAUGAGAUGCAGGAAAGAAUUGUAAAACUAUCAGAAAUAGAAGCAGGCAAAAAAGCUGAAGAAGGACAGUAUGAUCACUUCCAGUGUGAUUCUGGUGUUGGAACAUGUACUACUACUGUUACUGAAAAUGAGUAUGAGGAAGAGGAUGCGAGUUCACUUGAACUCUUCAGUUCUGAGGAUGAUGGGGAAAAUGUUUCUAUUAAAGCUAUAAAACAGGAAGAAAGUGCUCAGGAAAAUGCAGAAAAGCUUCAGGAACUUAAUGUUCCUGCUGAGGAACUUGUAAAUGAAAUCCAUAUAGAGCCAUUGAGCUCUGGGACACUGUGCUCUCAAGGGAGCUGUUCUCACAAGAACUUUUCUAAAAGACCCCGCAAGCAUGAAGAUUCCUUUCAUCUUUCUCACUCAGCAUUUAGAAGACAGCUGAAAUCCAAGAGAGCUAAACUGAAUUCUUCUCCACCUGGUUCUGGGGUGAGAGUGGAUCCAGACAGGAUGGCAGAGUUCAAGAAACUCCAAAAGAAACUAUCACAACUUAAAAAUUGCUGCAGCAAAAAUCAAAAGUACAAUAUUUUGGUUGCAGUCGUACAUCCUUGUCAUAUCAAAGAAAUACAGAAGAAGACUAAACCAAAAUCUUCAUGUAAAGUUCCUGUGGCAACAAUUGUUGUUACUGACGAGUCAGAAAUUGAGAGAAAGGUGGUGCUGUGGCGUGAUGCUGCAUUUUGGUCCCUCACUGUGUUUCCUGGGGAUAUUGUACUGCUUACAGAUAUAAUAAUGUAUGAGAACCCUUGGUGUGGAGAGGUCAUGCUUCAGUCAACAUUUACCAGUCAGUUACUGAAUCUGGGGAACUGCUCAGCUCUCAAUGCAGAAAAAUUUUAUUCUCUAGUGGAUGAUGGUGUUCUGCAUGGCUUAUUGGCAUACCUAUCAUCAGAAUUUCCACACUUCAGAGACAUUCCACAAAGACAAGUUCAGAGACUGGAUGAUGUUCGGUAUGUGCAGCUAGAUCAGCUCCAGCCCAAUACUUUGGUGCACUCAAUCCUGAAAAUUAUCAAUAUUUCUGUGUUAACAGAAUCUGUGUACAGCUACAGAGGUGGCAGCCAAAGAAAAAUUAUUCUAACAGUAGAACAGAACAGAGAUCAACACUAUAGGAUGGUUCUGUGGGGAGCAGGGGCUGCCUGGUACCCCCAGCUUCAGAGGAAAAAAGACCACAUAUGGGCCUUCAAAUACCUUUUGGUCCAGUGUAGUUCUGUCUCAGGUGACCUGGAACUUCACACUACUCCAUGGUCAUCCUGUGAGUGCUUGUUUGAUGAUGAUAAAAGGGCAGUUGAAUUUAAAGAGAAGUUUCAGAAAAGUCAGACAUCCCUCAUGGAGUUGACAAGGCUCUCAGCACUCCUGGAUGAAAAAUGCUCAGGAGUGGUCCAAGUGAAAGCCCAUAUCUUGGAACUGAAAUUUACCAUUUCCACUGGUCAGUACAAGCAACUCAUCUUCUCUGCUGACACUUCCCUGGAAUGUGUUUUGGCUUCUCUGCCUAUGAUUACAUAUUCAGGUUGUGCCAAAUGUGCUUUGGAACUAGAGGCAGAUGAGAACAUGAUCUAUAAGCAAUGUAUUAGAUGUCUGCCAUACAGCAAAGUAAAAACAUUCUACAGACCUGCUUUGAUGACAGUAGAAGAUGAAGGACAUGAAAUUUAUGUUCAUGUGGUGUCUGAGUUGAUGGAAAAAAUCUUCCUCAAUAUUCCUGCAGACUGGCUGAAGAGAUCAGUAGUGCCCUCUUCAGAUAUAACCUACAGCGCAAUAGUAGCAGAUCUGUGUCAUUCACUGCUGGCAGAUACAGAAGCAUCCUAUUUGUUGGAAAUCAGAAGCCACUUUGUGCUAGAUGAGAACAGCUAUCCUUUGCAAAAGGAUUUCCAUCUGCUGAAUUUUCAUCCUGAUCUUUGACCUCUGCACUAAUUGAGUAACAAAGACCAUAAGGACACACAGAUGGGAAGCAGAAGAAAAAUUACUUAGCUGAAGGAAGCAAAUCUCUUAAAAACUAUAAUAAAGGAUUUUGGUUUUAACUUAUGAAAAAAACAAAACUAUUAAGAGGACUGGUAUUGAAUAUCUGCUAAUAGUAUAUACUGCUGGAGUAAUUCUGAUGAAUUUUAGUAAGAUAUAUUUUUAUACAUGCAUAAUAUAUUUUUAUACAUGCAUAUUUGUGUUAAUAAUGAUGUUAAUAAACUCCAACAAUUUCUUCCAUAUCUGUUUUCCUUUUUCUCCUCAGAAAAGUUCACUACUGUUGUGAGAGACUGAAUUUUCCUGAGACCUGGCAUAUUAGAGGAAGACAGAAUUCACUAAUAUUUUAGUUACUCAGUUUUUAUUUAUCUUAUCCCAUAUGCUAUCUGGAGCUUGGUGGUUUUGUUUGCUGUUGUGGUUGCUCUCCUUACUUUUAACAGCAGAAUUUUUGCCAUUAACCUCAGCAAUUUUGCUGCUGCUCUUUUCUCUUGUAAAACAGAACUGGUUUGUAAUCAUUCCACCUCCUUCAGCUCAAGGUAAGUUGCAAGCACAGGAUCA